AUGUCAGGUGAAGAAAAUAAAUCAGUAACAGUAUUUAGAGAGUUUUUAAAGAUUAGAACUGAUCAUCCAAAACCAGAUUAUGAAGGUUCGACAACCUUUUUAGUACAAAAGGCUAAAGAGUAUGGUUUGGAGUGUGAAGUGUACAGAGAGACUGGUUUGCCAAUCGUCAUUAUGAAGAUUGAAGGUAGUGAUCCAUCAUUGCCAUCGGUUCUUUUAAAUUCUCAUGUCGAUGUUGUACCAGCCGUCAGAGAGUGUUGGAACACAGAACCAUUCGCAGCCAUCAAAGAUGAGAAUGGUAACAUUUUCGCACGUGGAACUCAAGAUAUGAAGUGUGUCUGCAUUCAGUUCCUCGAGGUUGCUGCACGCUUUGUAAAGAGUGGAAAGAAGAUGAAACGUAACCUCUAUCUCACCUUUGUACCCGAUGAAGAGAUUGGUGCCGGUCAAGGUAUGGAACCAUUUGUCGAGACACAAAAAUUCAGAGACAUGAACGUCGGUGUUGCCAUUGACGAAGGUUUGGCAUCUCCCACUGAAGAAUUCACAGUCUUUUACGGUGAACGUGCUCCAUGGUGGGUACAUAUCACCGCCGUCGGUAAUACUGGUCAUGGUAGUCGUUUCAUUGAGAAUACUGCUGUUGAAAAGUUGAUGAGAACUAUAAACAAGAUGUUACAAUUCCGUCAUGACCAAUUUACAGAUUUACAUAAAGGUCAUCAUGAAUGUGGAAAGAAAUUGGGUGAUGUUACUACACUCAAUCUUACAGUACUCAAGGCAGGUGUUGGUGAGGGACCAUUCCCCAACUAUAGCUACAACGUCAUUCCAACAAAGGCUGAAGCCGGUUUUGAUAUUCGUAUCCCACCAACUGUCAAUUUGGAAGACUUUUUAAAACAGAUUCGUGAAUGGACAUCGGAAGAGGGUUUGUCAUUUGAGUUUGCAAACUACACUGCCAAGAAUGAGAUGACUGGCGUCACUGACGACAACACCUGGUGGAAGACAUUCAAGCAAUCGGCCGAAAACAUUGGCAUCAAGCUCGUUCCAGAGAUUUUCCCCGCUGCCACAGACUCUCGUUUCAUCCGUAACCUUGGUAUCCCAGCAUUUGGUUUCUCUCCUAUCAACAACACUCCCAUUCUCCUUCACGAUCACAAUGAAUUCCUCAAUGAAAAGACUUUUAUUCGUGGUCUUGAUAUUUAUGAACAAAUUCUUCCAAACCUUGUUAAUUUGUAA
Molecule: messenger RNA, 1218 nt
Organism: Cavenderia fasciculata
Lineage: Eukaryota; Evosea; Eumycetozoa; Acytosteliales; Cavenderiaceae
Gene: acy1
Product: N-acyl-L-amino-acid amidohydrolase
Exons: 3
Coding region: 1-1218 (405 amino acids)
Biological process (GO): amino acid metabolic process
Cellular component (GO): cytoplasm
Molecular function (GO): aminoacylase activity
Source: RefSeq, a predicted model, not a curated record